AUGGGCAUAUACAAUCCGAAUCUGUGCAAUCUCAAUCUGGGCCAAAAUUUUAAUAGAGAAUACAAGCUCAAUCCACGCCUCAAAAUGAUUGCCAAGACGAGCGAGACUUCUACUUUGGCAGAUCCAUAUCCGGAACCAUGUACAAAGAGUUCUGUGAUUCCUACGGAAGGGCAGAACGCAAAUUAUUCACUGCCAGAGAGCAAUGCUUUCGAAAGGACACUCCAGUUCAUCUGUAGUACCGAAGGGGAUGACGAUCUGCUACGCUAUGGCGUUGCAAUAUUCGACACCGGGAGCACAUAUAAUUAUGUUACCUUGGAAUGGCUUCACAACAACCAUAUUCCAUACAUGAACUACGAAGAUGGGCCGCGCGUAGUUGCAGAGUCUAUCCAAGGCUGUCCAGUAUACGCUCUUGGAGAGAUCAAAGAUGUUCGUUUCAGCCGGUCACCGAGUCAGCGCGAAGUAUUGGACUCGGAAGGGACUGCCUUGCAUUUACUUUCUAAAUUCUGGUAUGGAGACUUUUUUGUCUUGUAUGACGGAGACGAAAAUAUUCAAAAUGGACGAGCUCAAUCAAGGUCAAUUGAGGUCAUCAUUGGGUCGGAUACGAUGAAUGAGCAUGAUCUAUACAGGCCGCAUCCUCAACUGUUGAUGACGCAAGGUUACUACAUGCAGUCUUACACCAAAUCUCCGAACUAUGAGCAGGCUCGCAAUGAGCAGGAACGCAAUGUACAGCAGAGCAGAGCUCAGAACAACGCUCGUCAUAACGCGCGAAUGGCGCAACUGGGGCAAAACGCACAAAACACGCCCAACACAUCGAACAGACAGAGCACUCAAAAUACACAAAGCACGCAAGGCCAGCAGAGCUGA
Molecule: messenger RNA, 864 nt
Organism: Pseudovirgaria hyperparasitica
Lineage: Eukaryota; Fungi; Ascomycota; Dothideomycetes; Acrospermales; Acrospermaceae
Exons: 3
Coding region: 1-864 (287 amino acids)
Source: RefSeq, a predicted model, not a curated record